AUGUCCAGCAAGGCCAAAGGCGCCAAAGACAACACUACCACCGGCCGCUUUGAGCCUUUCAACGUCCAUUUGACCAAACACGCUGACGUGGCCACGGUCUUCGGCUUCCAAGGAUCCAUCCCCUUUGCUCUCGGAAGCCCUCAGGCAUACAUUUAUGCCGUUCGCAAAAUUCUCUCUGUCCAGGAUGACGAAGGAGUCGAUUAUGUACGCGUUUGGUACAAUCUUGACGACAGCGUCUCCCACGAGGAGUCCUGUAGCAUUGAUGCACUGCAUCUCGCCCAUUACAUUACGGGAACUGCACUGAAGAACGCCAACACUGCCAUUGACAUUCUCGCGUCCGCCCCUCACAAGUGA
This is a messenger RNA of Geosmithia morbida, 354 nucleotides long. RefSeq lists its product as uncharacterized. The coding region runs from base 1 to 354 and encodes 117 amino acids. The record is from RefSeq and is a predicted model, not a curated record. The transcript has 3 exons. Lineage: Eukaryota; Fungi; Ascomycota; Sordariomycetes; Hypocreales; Bionectriaceae.